This is a messenger RNA of Zingiber officinale, 1594 nucleotides long. RefSeq names its product upstream activation factor subunit spp27-like. The record is from RefSeq and is a predicted model, not a curated record. The transcript has 8 exons. NCBI's taxonomy places the organism in Eukaryota, Viridiplantae, Streptophyta, Magnoliopsida, Zingiberales, Zingiberaceae. Gene Ontology annotation, cellular component: nucleus. Bases 114 to 1325 code for a protein of 403 amino acids.
CUUCUGGGACGUGUGUUAUCUGAAACGUUUAGGGACGAAAGUGUAUAAACAUCAACAAGUCUAGAAGAGGGCAAGCCAAGAACGGCGACAGGGUCGAGAUCGAGAGAGACGAGAUGGUUUCGGACGUAGAACUCGUGGAGCGGCUUCGGGAAUUCGUCCGAUGCUCCGACCUCUCCACGACUACAACUUCUUCUGUCCGCCGCCGGCUCGAGGAGGAUUUCGGCAUCGACCUUUCGCAGAAGAAGGGCUUCAUUAGGGAUCAGGUCGACCUCUUCCUGACUGAGCUUAACGAGAAUAGGGAGGCGGAGGAGGAGGAGAAGGCCCACGACGGUCUCGAAGUAGCAAAGGACGAGGAAGAGAAGGCCCACGACAGUUCCGAAGCAGAAAAGGAGUUGAAUGAGGAAGACGAAGAAGGAGGAAGUGCCGAGUCGGAUAAUGGUGAUGAAGAGGAGGAGGAAGGAGAUAAGGAGGACGAGGAUGAGGACGGUGAGGAGAAUGAUGAUGGAAAAAGCAGCAGGAAAAGAAAGACUAAGGAAAUCAGUAAGGAAGUCAAGAAACGAGGUGGUGGUUUUACCAAACUCUGCAGUCUUUCCCCUCUACUACAGGAUUUUGUUGGGGAAACUGAGUUAGCUAGAACUGAGGUUGUUAAGAGGCUAUGGACUUAUAUUCGUGAAAAGGACUUGCAAGAUCCAAAAAAUAGAAGAAAGAUCAUAUGUGACGAGAGAUUGCACACUCUUUUUAAUGUCAAUAGCAUUGACAUGUUUCAAAUGAACAAAGCUUUGUCAAAACAUAUUUGGCCUUUGAACUCUGAAGAGAGCCCAGUUGCUCCAGUAAAACCAAAAGAAAGUAACAAGAAGCCCAAGAAAGAAAGUGAUGGUCAGCGUCAAAAAGGACAAUCAGGCUUUCUUAUGCCCCUUCGCCUAUCUAAUGAACUCAUACAAUUUUUUGGAACUGGUGAGGAUGCACUGUCAAGGGCUGACGUUGUCAAAAGGAUGUGGGCUUACAUAAAAGGAAACAAUUUGCAGGAUCCUGCUGAUAAGAGGAACGUUAUCUGUGAUGAGAAACUUAAAGAGCUUUUGAAGGUUGAUUCCUUCCACGGGUUCACAGUAUCAAAGUUACUGACACCUCAUUUCAUCAAGUCAAAAGAUUUGGUGCCUUGCCCCAGCUCAAACCAUGAAAUUGGUGUUUUAACCUUCUACACAGACAGGGAUCGACCAGAACCAUUUGUCAUUGUAGAGGCAUUUGGAGGUAGUCCACGCGUGGCGAAUCCUCAAAGGAAUAGGCUAAUUGCUUCACAUGGAACUACCAUCUGGGUGAUAAGGUGAAGAAAACAACUUAAAACUUUCAUAUCAUGCUUCCAGUUUUAAAUCUUCACAGCUACUAUCAAGACUCAACGGCUAUUCUAAUUAUAGAGAAACAUUCUCUUCCACCAAAUUACCUUAUGAUACAAGCUUCUCUUAUUGAUGUAGAUUCUGUGUUGUUUUUGUGCUGGUUGGCUUUCCAUUGUCUCACACAUCUUCAUAACUAUGAACUAGAACACUGAAAGUAUUCUAAUUUGGGUCAGAAAUGGUAGUAGAUACAAAUAUUUUUGUUA